AUGGCUGAUUCUGCGAUGAUUGCCAGAGCGUACGAUUAUGCAAUUGGCCAACCGCCAUUGGCACCACCUCAGGUUACCCCAUUGGAACAAUUUCGGCAGAUCACGGCCAACAUUAAUGAGCAUACCCAUUCGCCGAACCACCCAGAUGCCUGGACUGCGAAAUUGAUUCUUGCAAGGAUUCGCGAGGCGAUUGCGGUGUUCUCGGCGCACCUAGCAUUCAUCCUAUCUUCGCUCGAAUUGCGUCAAUGGAAAGCUUGUCUGAUUGAAUGCACUCAGGUGAUUGAUCAUUUCGUCACGGAGGCAUUGCAAGAUGGAAUUGCCAAUCUUGAUUGCCCGGCAGUGAUGGAGAUUGCAGAAUUGUUGCAUGAUGCAUUGAUUGCAUAUGCACGUCAGGACACGAGAUUCACAGGCCGCAUGGCCAGCCUGGAAUUGCAACUUGGAUGGACCAUUGGGAACAAGUUCGCAAAGACAUUGAUUCCCGACGGUUACUCCGUCCAUUGCGGAUUCGCCAAUUGUAUUUGGCUGAAUUUGGUAUCGGUUUGCAACCAUUGCAUUGCUGCUAUGGCCCCCACGGAGAUUGCAGGUGGCAUCCCGGCAUUUUCAUUGAACCUGUCAUUUCUAUUGGUUGACAAGACAGUGGAGUGCUACUACGCACUGAAGGCAUUGUUCACUCGUGCCAUUGCUGUUACCACAUUCAAUUGCCGAGAUUACAAUUCGGUGAACGGGCUUGCGGAUUGGUUCGUCUGCAUUGCUCUUCCAGCAUCCAUUGUAGAUUCGCUAAUGAAUGGUACAGCUACGAACAUUCCGACCCCAUUGGGUCAGUUGAACGCGCAGUUUUGCGCAGAUGCCUCAUUGCGCAGGCUCAGUCAUUGGUACCGACAGGGCAAAUUUACGGCCGAGCAAAGCCGUGAAUUGGUGAGGAUGAUUGUGUUUCGCCCAUCGCUGGCUAUGAUUGACACACGUCUGAAGUGCCCGGAAGGCACAGGAGGAUUCCUCCGUUACCACAAUUGUUCCUUCGUGUGCAAUUCAUGGUGUCUCACCAUUGACAGCCAGCACGACCCGAUUGAGGACAAGUAUUGGUACACAUUGGACGGAUUGGUGAGACAAUACAGCAUUGUGUUGGAGCUCCCCACGAUGACAGUGGAGUCAUUGUCAGGAUUGAUUCACAAUUCAUGCUAUGAACAUUGGUACCCCAGUGAGACGGUACACCGGCAUUGCACGCUGCCAUUGACACAUCUGCAAAUUGAAGGAUCCCCACAGAUGUAUUUAUUGACUGCAGAUUGUGACGAGGUUGCCGCCGAAGAGAUUGCCUCGAGUGGAACGGUCUCGAGCACUACCUCAUUGUCGUCCUCCAUGACGAGCCAGGAGUACGACAUUGUGGUUGCGGCAGCAGCUGCGAUUACCAAGAAAAGGAAAGGUCAUUGA
Molecule: messenger RNA, 1425 nt
Organism: Symbiodinium sp. CCMP2592
Lineage: Eukaryota; Dinophyceae; Suessiales; Symbiodiniaceae
Source: the annotation of a GenBank genome assembly